This is a messenger RNA of Symbiodinium necroappetens, 2001 nucleotides long. Lineage: Eukaryota; Dinophyceae; Suessiales; Symbiodiniaceae. The record is from the annotation of a GenBank genome assembly.
GUGAACGCUUUCCAUUUUGGUGCAUGCAUCAAUGCAUGUGCCAAGGCCGAAUCUUGGAGACCUGCUUUGGGGCUUCUGCAGCAGAUGCAAGCUCGGCGCGUGGAGCAGAAUACGGUAACUUUCAGUGCCUGCAUCAGUGCAUGUGAGAAGUGUCACAAGUGGGAAUCUGCUGUGGAGCUGCUGUCUCAGAUGACACGGAAGAGGGUGGACAAGAACUUGAUUACUUACAGCGCCUGCAUCAGUGCAUGCGCUGCUUCCGGCCAGUGGGAGCAGUCGCUGAGUUUGCUGCAGAGCAUGCGAUCUUCAGCCAUGGCACCAGACCGGGUGGCCUGCAAUGCCUGCAUCACCAGCUGUGCCCGGGGAGCUCAGUCGCAAAUGGCGGUUGGGCUGUUGCAGGAGAUGCCCAGCUUGGGGCUGAGCCCUGAUGUGAUUUCCUACAGCGCUGUCUUCGGAGUCUGCGAGGAGACCAGGCAGUGGGAGCAGACCUUGAAGCUCUGCGAGCAGAUGCAACACCAGAGUCUUCAGCUCGAUGGUUUCGGAUACUUGGUCCAUGCUUGCGAUAGUUCAUUCAUAAGCAAGGAAGUCAAAGUAGAAGUGUUUGUCAGAGGAUCUGCUGUAGCAUUUGCAAAGGUCGACGUCCAUGCCUGCAGCGCCUCAGUGAGUGUCUGCGAGAGGGCCGGCCGUUGGGAGGAGGUUUUGAGGCUUUGGCCGACGCUGCAGGAGGUGCAGGAGGAGGCCAACCGGAAAGAGAGUCAGCUCUAUGACUUCAGCUCGACUGGCCCAGAGGACAUCACGAAACACCUGGAGAGGGCACUGGAGCUACAGUGGCUUGUUGGGUAUCCGUUCUUGGCCUCAGGCCACGAUCAGCUCACCCACGGCUUCUACAAGUAUGUUGCAGGAAUGCAGGCCUUGUGUGCUCGGGCUCUCUUCGCGCUGAUUCCCGAGGCCACGACUGUCAUGGACAUGUUCUGCGGAUCGGGCACUGUUCUCGUGGAGGGCCGUGCUGCUGGCAAGGACGUGAUUGGUUGCGACGUGUCGCCUCUUGCGCUCUUCGCGGCAGCGCACCACACGGACGCCCAUCGCCUCGAUCUAGACUUACUCCUGGCGAAAAGCCGAGAGCUUGCUCAUGGCAUGAAGCUGAAGAGCGAAACUUGGAAGUAUCUCCGGUCCCGGAUCGCUUCCUUGGAGCCUGGGGCCCUCCGGGAUGCUCUGCACUUUGUGCUCCUGGUCUCAUUGAGCCGAGCUCGGGAUCGGACCUACCUCCACUCUUCUUCGAAGGAGUGGGGAGACCGCGGUCCCGGGGCUUUUGGAGCAGAAGGCACUUUGGAGGAUGAUCUGCUGGAGGCGCCAGCCCUGUUUCAUGGAGUUGCCCAGCUUUAUGCCGCGCGCAUCAGGUCACUGCGGAAGGCCAUGCCCUCCGAAGGAGAAGUCCAGAUCCAUCGCUGUGACAAUCGGAUUCUGCAGCUUCCAGAGAAGGUGGAUGCAAUCAUCACCGGCCCGCCGUAUCCUGGAGUCUAUGAUUAUCAUGAACCUGCAAGCGCUUCUGCCGACCUUCUCGGUGGUCAGAUUCUCUACGACUUCUGCGAACCAGGUUCGACUGUGGGCGGCGGCCGAGUGCCCACAGUCGAAGACCAGGUGGGCCACCUGGGCUUGAGCUCAUCGGAAUACGCCCCAGGACGGGAGAUCGGCCAGAACCGCGACUGGCUUGAGGAAGGCACGGACUACGCAUCCAAGUGGCGUCAGGAGCAAGAGAGCUGGCUUGCCUCGGCCUUCAGGAAUCUCCGUGCUGGGGGAACCUCCACACUAAUGAUCGGCGACGGCGAUGAGGCGGCUCCGGGCGACGGUGGCUUCGACAACUUGAGACCCACAGUGGAAGCAGCUGAGAAGGUCGGCUUCCGCUUGAUAGCUACGGCUUCAAUCCGAGGAAAGCGCAGGCAUCCAAAGCAGCCGAAAGGUAUGAAGCGAACAGAGCAUAUGGUGCACUUGCUAAAGCCACCGUGA